This is a messenger RNA of Pan troglodytes (chimpanzee), 1514 nucleotides long. It is a transcript of the gene CEACAM16, whose product is annotated as CEA cell adhesion molecule 16, tectorial membrane component. NCBI's taxonomy places the organism in Eukaryota, Metazoa, Chordata, Mammalia, Primates, Hominidae. Bases 90 to 1466 code for a protein of 458 amino acids. The record is from RefSeq and is a predicted model, not a curated record. The transcript is spliced from 4 exons.
GGUUCGAAUCCUGGUUUUGCCUGUCCUCAUUUACACAGAGGACAUUGGGCUGAGGACGUGCCCCGAGCCUGAGUCUCUUCUUCUGUCAAAUGGGGCGAUUGAUCAAACCUGCCUCAUCCAACCCCUCUGACUCCUCUUCCUCAGCCACAUUCCUGAAUGUGGGGGCCGAGAUCUCUAUCACCCUGGAGCCUGCCCAGCCGAGCGAAGGGGACAACGUCACGCUGGUCGUCCAUGGGCUUUCGGGGGAACUGCUCGCCUACAGCUGGUAUGCGGGGCCCACACUCAGCGUGUCAUACCUGGUGGCCAGCUACAUCGUGAGCACAGGCGAUGAGACUCCUGGCCCGGCCCACACGGGGCGGGAGGCUGUGCGCCCCGAUGGCAGCCUGGACAUCCAGGGCAUCCUGCCCCGGCACUCAGGCACCUACAUCCUGCAGACCUUCAACAGGCAGUUGCAGACCGAGGUGGGCUACGGACACGUGCAGGUCCAUGAGAUCCUGGCCCAGCCCACAGUCUUGGCCAACAGCACAGCGCUGGUGGAACGUCGAGACACCCUGCGCCUCAUGUGCAGCAGCCCCAGCCCCACCGCCGAGGUCCGCUGGUUCUUCAACGGUGGGGCCCUGCCCGUCGCUCUCCGCCUGGGCCUGUCCCCUGACGGCCGGGUGCUGGCCAGGCACGGCAUCCGCCGGGAGGAGGCCGGCGCCUAUCAGUGUGAGGUGUGGAACCCGGUCAGUGUCAGCCGCAGCGAGCCCAUCAACCUGACCGUGUACUUUGGCCCAGAGCGUGUGGCCAUCCUCCAGGAUUCCACCACCCGCACAGGCUGCACCAUCAAAGUUGACUUCAACAUGUCCCUCACCCUGUGGUGCGUGUCCAGGUCCUGCCCAGAGCCCGAGUAUGUGUGGACCUUCAACGGGCAGGCCCUAAAGAAUGGCCAAGACCACCUCAACAUCAGCAGCAUGACAGCCGCCCAGGAGGGGACGUACACAUGUAUUGCGAAGAACACCAAGACCCUGCUAUCUGGAUCUGCCUCAGUCGUGGUCAAGCUCUCUGCUGCAGCAGUUGCCACGAUGAUCGUGCCCGUGCCCACCAAGCCAACGGAGGGCCAGGACGUAACACUGACUGUGCAGGGCUACCCCAAGGACCUGCUGGUCUACGCCUGGUACCGCGGGCCUGCCUCCGAGCCCAACCGGCUGCUCAGCCAGCUGCCGUCAGGAACCUGGAUUGCAGGCCCCGCGCACACAGGCCGGGAGGUGGGCUUCCCCAACUGCUCGCUGUUGGUGCAGAAGCUGAACCUCACAGACACUGGCCGCUACACACUCAAGACCGUCACAGUGCAGGGCAAGACUGAGACACUGGAAGUGGAGCUGCAGGUGGCCCGUGAGUGUGUGGGAAGGGGCAAGGCGUGCCCCUUUUUAGACAAGGGCUCCCAAAAGGAGCCUUGGCUUCCUCCAUCAGGCUGGGGGACAUAGACCAAAGAUGGAUACCCAUCCCCCAUCAGGCUGAAGGAAGCAGCCUUG